UCAGAUUCUCUUAACAGAGAACCAUAAUGGCAUCUGUUUUGGGAGAAAAGGAGAGGAAGAAGAUUGUGUUUCCCUCAAAGAAUGAAUUAUCGGAGGCUAUGGCCAAGUACACGGCCAAUCUCUCGGCUAAGUUCUGCAAGGAGAGAGGCUAUUUCACCCUUGUUCUUUCCGGUGGUGACCUCAUCUCUUGGCUCAGUGAACUGUUGAAACCAGUGUACCAAGAAAGCAUCGAAUGGUCAAAGUGGCACAUUUUCUGGGUGGACGAGAGAGUUGUUCCAUUGGACCAUAAGGACAGCAACUACAAACUCGCCUUUGAUGGGUUUCUCUCCAAGGUACCGAUUCCAAUUGCGAACAUAUAUGCAAUUGACCAAGACUGUGCAGCCCUGGGUGAUGCCAAAGGCGCCGCAUUACUCUACGAGGAAUGCAUCAAAAGACUAGUGAACCGAAACAUCAUCCGGACAUACAAAUCCUCUGGCUUCCCACAGUUCGACCUCCAGCUCCUAGGAAUGGGCCCGGACGGUCACAUGGCGUCUUUGUUCCCGGGGCACUAUCAGAUCAAGGAGAAAGCAAAGUUGGUAACUUACAUCACCGAUUCCCCAAAACCGCCACCGAAGAGAAUCACCUUCACUUUACCUGUCAUUAACUGCGCUUCCUACAACCUCAUGGCCGUUUGUGAUGAGGCUCAGGCCGAUGCGGUCGCUGAGGUUUUCAAAGAUAACCUUGACUUGCCUUCAGCUUGGCUCACAGCUGACGUAGAAGCCAUAUGGUUUCUUGACCAAGCUGCUGCCUCUAAGAUCCCUAAAGGACAUUGAUCAGCUCUAUGUUUUAUUUGUAUCGUAUAUCUAAUAAAAGUUGUGUCUUUCGAAUGCCUACUACUACAUUAAAACUUAAAACUUUAACA
Camelina sativa (false flax) is the source of this 901-nucleotide messenger RNA. Its product is annotated as putative 6-phosphogluconolactonase 4. Gene Ontology annotation, biological process: pentose-phosphate shunt; carbohydrate metabolic process. The record is from RefSeq and is a predicted model, not a curated record. Gene Ontology annotation, molecular function: 6-phosphogluconolactonase activity. Lineage: Eukaryota; Viridiplantae; Streptophyta; Magnoliopsida; Brassicales; Brassicaceae.